Colletotrichum spaethianum is the source of this 417-nucleotide messenger RNA. RefSeq lists its product as uncharacterized. Lineage: Eukaryota; Fungi; Ascomycota; Sordariomycetes; Glomerellales; Glomerellaceae. The record is from RefSeq and is a predicted model, not a curated record. The coding region runs from base 1 to 417 and encodes 138 amino acids. The transcript has a single exon.
AUGUCCUUGGAUCAGAUGGUUGACUCUUUGCACUACAUCAUGAUGACCAAGCCGGUUGUUGACCCAGUGCCCAGGGAGUACAACUCAUACAUCUUACACUUGCUGGAGGGAUAUUGGAAUGUCCAGGAUCAGCUCAAGAAGACGAAGCAGGUUCUUGCAGAAGAGACGGAAACCAAGCAGCGCAGCCUCGAGGAGUUUACGAAAAUGUCGGACGAGUGGCAGGAGAAAGAAGCUGCCUUCCGUGCCGAGAUCAAACGUAUGGAGUUAGUGCUCGCCAAAAACGCCCCUGACGGCGUUGGUGCCGUAGUCCUGGCCAGGUCCGAGAGUGUUGUGGACAGGAGCGCCAGAUCCUCCAGGGUUUUCAAGGCCAGAAUUGAGAAGGUCAGAGGCAGUCCUGGCAAAGGUCAGUACUUAUAA